This is a messenger RNA of Gallus gallus (chicken), 3919 nucleotides long. RefSeq names its product heparanase 2 (inactive) (gene HPSE2). NCBI's taxonomy places the organism in Eukaryota, Metazoa, Chordata, Aves, Galliformes, Phasianidae. Bases 1951 to 3399 code for a protein of 482 amino acids. Gene Ontology annotation, molecular function: hydrolase activity, acting on glycosyl bonds. The record is from RefSeq and is a predicted model, not a curated record. The transcript has 13 exons. Gene Ontology annotation, cellular component: membrane; extracellular matrix.
GCACCGCAGCGCCCGCACCGCACCGGGAUUGCAGCGGGGAGCCGGCGCGGUGCGGCGCGGCGCGGAGAGGAGCGGAGCGGAGCGGAGCGGCUGCACACGUGGGCCGGGGGGCGGGCAGCCGCCGCGCCACGUGCGGUCGGAGCCGGCCCGCGGGAGGGGCGGGGGGAGCGCUGCAGGGAGAACGCGAGUGGGGUGCGGCGGGGUGUGGGGUUCGGCAGUGGGGUGCCACGGGAACGUCCGUCCCCGCUUCCAUCCGCCUGCAUUCCCUGGCUAAGGAACGAACGGAGCGCCCUAUAAUGAAGAUUUAUUCUCAUUUCUGUAUUGUCGUUGUGGUUAGAGCUGGUGGAGAGUGCGACGCCCAAGGGGAUCUGACAGCUUCAGAAGUGGGUGCUGAAGGAGUUAGGAGCUCCCACCUGGGAAGCGUUAACUCUUGCUAGCACGUAAUCUUGUCUUGAAACUGUUGGGUCUUCCCUGGACCAACAUCCAGGACAGUCUCGAAACAGAGAAAAAAGUCACCGCUGACAUCUGGAGGGCACGCAGAUGCACUGCAGGCCGAGACAUUCCUGAGUCCUUCUCCAUCCUUCUCCAAGUCUGUUGGGGAAGCUGGAGCCACCUGCAAGAGCCACUGCCCAUUGCCCGUGUUCCCAGCGGGGCGGAGCCGUGUGACACCGGCGGGUCAGCGCCAGGAGCCCCACGAGCGCUGUGCCGCUCGCUCUGGGGGGAGACACUCUUCCCCAUCUCCAGAAGAGGCAGCUGUUUUAUUUUAUGUUCUCUUGUUCCCGAAGCUGAUGGCUUCCCCGGGAUUUCAGUGGCUGUGCUCUCGCUCCUUCCGUUAAGCAGGUAACCGCAGCACGUUCCUGCCCGCGGUCUCCCGGUCCCCCCGCACUCCUCGGCCGCUGAUCCCGGCUUGUGUUGAGGCCGCGGCGUGCGGGAGGAGCCACCAGGUGGCAACCUCUCUCCGUGCUGCUGCUGCGGGCUUCGGUGGCUUUUCCACCCUUCACUCAAGCUGGAGCAGACGCAGCUUUCUAGCUUGCUGCCUACCAGCACCGCUCAGCGCACGCUGGCAGAGCCACGCCAUGCAUCGGAGGGGCAGCUUCUCGCUUUGCUGGAGGCACAGCAGCAGCUGCUUCAGCGUUGCUGACCUCGUCAGGAUCCCACCUCGUGCACUGACGUGGAACGAAGUAACCGGGGUGCUGGCACCGGGCAGCGAGCUGCAGGGCUGCGUGUGACAUAGGGAGCAACGUGAAGACGGGGUUGCGAAGCCUCGGUGACAAUAGCUGUGAAAACAGACGUGGCCAGGGGGUGUAAAUGUGCAGAGAAGAGGGAAUGCUGAGUUUGGGAUGAGCUGCCCUGGUUCUGCAGCCCCAACCACCAUCUGUUGCGCUGAGCUCCAUCUAGCUCAGGCCGUAGCUGUGCUCUCACCAGAUGUUAGCUUACAUGAGCUGCGUGUAAAUGUGAACUGGUGCGAGAGCUGUGGCCCGAUGUGCUUUCGGUAGGGUUUGACCUGCAGAAGUGACGACGUGCUAGCCGGCCUCUCGCUGCGGGGAUGCGCUCCAGAAGUCGCAGGUGUGUGGCUGGAGCUUGGUCAGUGAGUCAGGAUAGGAAAUAUCUUCCAAAGCUCCAAAUAAGACAAAACAAACUGAGCUUUAGCACAUGCUCAACUGAUUGAGCCUUUGGCAAAGUAUGACAUGAAUUUCCAGGGCUCUCGCUGAGGCCGCAUCUUGACUGCUGCGUCCUUCGGCGCCGGUCCUCCAGAACAGGGUGAGGAGCUGCCGUGGGACCGCCGUGGGGAUGGAAUCGUUAGCAAUUCCAGACCAUGAUGGGAAACAGAAGGAGUGAAGAAAAGCCGGGUGGAUCGAUUUAUUUAUUUAUUUUCCUCCAGAAAGUGGGAAUAAAGCUACGAGCCCAGAGCUGGCUGCUCAUGGAAUAUCUGCGGCGUGAUUGGCACUAAUGCUCUGCAGCCAGUGGGAGAAGAUACAUUACCCAACCCUGCCGCAUAGAGGUGGAACCCUUCCGCAGCCGCUCGGAUCAUUUACAGCAGCCACUUCCACAGGCAGUAGCGAGGCAGAGAUCGAACUCCCGGCGGCUGGUGACCCUGGCGCGGGGCCUGGCCCCCGCCUUCCUGCGCUUCGCGGGCAAGAGGACGGACUUUCUGCAGUUCCACAACGUGAAGAACCCGGCCAAGAGCCGCGGCGGGCCCGGCCCCGAUUACUACCUCAAGAACUACGAGGACGGUCUCUAGACAAACUCUAUAACUUUGCUGACUGCUCUGGCCUUCACCUGAUCUUUGCACUGAAUGCUCUGCGUCGAAAUCCCAAUAACUCCUGGAACAGCUCCAAUGCGCUCAGCCUGCUGAAGUACAGUGCCAGCAAGAAAUACAACAUCUCCUGGGAGCUGGGCAACGAGCCCAAUAACUACCGGACAUUGAUUGGUCGCUCAGUGAACGGCAGCCAGCUGGGGAAGGACUACAUCCAGCUGAGGAGCCUCCUGCAGCUCAUCCGCACCUAUUCCAGAGCAAACCUCUAUGGGCCGAACAUUGGGAGGCCCAGGAAGAACGUCAUGGCUCUCUUGGAAGGGUUCAUGAAAGUGGCUGGCAGCACAGUGGAUGCUGUUACCUGGCAACAUUACUACAUCGAUGGCCGAGUGGCCAAAGUGACUGACUUCCUGAAAACACGCCUGCUGGACACACUGUCCGACCAGAUCAGGAAAAUCCAGAAAGUUGUGAACGCAUACACACCGGGCAAGAAGAUCUGGCUGGAAGGCGUUGGUGCUACCUCUGCUGGAGGCAUGAACAACCUCUCCGAUUCCUAUGCGGCCGGGUUCCUGUGGCUGAACACGCUGGGCUUGCUGGCCAGCCAAGGCAUUGAUGUAGUGGUGCGGCACUCCUUCCUUGACCAUGGCCACAACCACCUGGUGGACCAGAACUUCAACCCCCUGCCGGACUACUGGCUGUCCCUACUGUACAAGCGGCUCAUCGGACCCAAGGUGCUGGCCAUCCAUGUGGCCGGUCUGCAGAGGAAGCCCCGGCCGGGCAGGGUGAUCCGUGACAAGCUCCGCAUUUAUGCCCACUGCACCAGCUCCCACAACCACAACUACGUGCGGGGCUCCAUCACCUUGUAUAUCAUCAACCUGCAUCGCUCCCGGAAGAAAAUCAAGCUGGCGGGGACGCUGCGGGAUAAGAUCGUCCACCAGUACCUGCUGCAGCCCUAUGGCAAAGACGGGCUGCACUCCAAGUCUGUGCAGCUCAACGGGCAGCCUUUGGCCAUGGUGGACGACGGGACCCUCCCCGAGCUAAAGCCCCGGCCGCUGCGGGCCGGCCGCACGCUGGUCAUCCCCCCGCUGACCAUGAGCUUCUACGUGGUGAAGAACGUGAACGCGUUGGCCUGCCGCUACCGAUAGCCCGCGGCCCGCAACGGACCCACCGCUCGCUCCCCGGGACGCGCUGCUCGUCGGCAGCACGGCGCGGGCACCGCAUCGCACCUCCUCCCCGCCGCCCGGACGCCCUCCGGCUCGGCACCUUCUCCCCCCACCCGUGCCCGCCCCGCCCCGCGCACCGACGGCCAAACUGCCGGGCUGCGGGGCUCCGCCGGGAGGGUCGGGGCCCGCCCCGCGUGCGGGGAGCUCGCAGCGCGCAUGGAAGCAGCUCCCUCUGCUGCCGCUGCGAGCGCGGCCCGGACGGCGCGGGACGGGGGGAGCCGCGCGGGCGGGGCCACGGCUGUAAAUGUUGGUAAUUAAGUUAAUGAGGCCCGCGGCGACGGGGAGCUCCGCGCCGUGCGAGGCGGAGGCGGCUCAGGCUGCGGGAGCGAGAGGUGCGGGCCGGAGCAGCCGGGACGCACCGCGACGGAGCGCGAGGGAUAAUAAAGCUCCGCUGCCCACCGCGCACGCCUCUUCUGUUCGCCGCGGGGCGGCACCGGAGCGG